AUGGUAUUAUCUACUCCCAACCUGACGUUUACUCUCUACCGCCCUUUCGGCUACCGGCAAAUGUUCACGGCCAAUCCCGCCAAUGUCCAGCAUAUGCUCAAAAACCACUUCCCUAACUAUCGCAAAGGGGAUGUUUUCCGAAAAACAUUAAGAGAUUUUCUUGGAGAUGGCAUAUUCAAUGCUGAUGGCGAUAAUUGGAAGUUUCAACGACAAGUUUCGAGCCAUGAAUUUAACACCAAAUCUCUGCGUAAUUUCGUGGAAAUUGUAGUUGAUUCUGAAUUAUCUGAUCGCCUAAUCCCAGUUCUAAAAAAUGCCGCAGCUAACAAAAUUGUGCUUGAUUUGCAAGAUAUACUUCAGAGAUUUGCCUUUGAUAACAUUUGCAAGAUCGCUUUUGGGUAUGAUCCUGCUUAUUUGUUACCAUCUCUUCCCCAUGCAAGAUUUGCUGUUGCAUUUGAAAGUGCUGUAACACUCAUCAGUGAAAGAUUCAACUCAAAUAUACCUUUUAUAUGGAAAAUCAAAAAGGCCCUCAACAUAGGAUCUGAAAAGCAAUUGAAGAUUGUAGCAAAAGAAGUUCGAGAAUUUGCGAAAUCAAUAAUCAAAGAGAAGAAACAAGAACUUCAUGACAAAACUUCAAAAGAAUGUGUUGAUCUUCUGUCCAGAUUCUUGAGUUCUGGUCAUUCUGAUGAAGAUUUUGUUACUGAUAUAGUGAUAAGUUUUAUACUGGCUGGCCGUGACACUACUUCUGCUGCAUUAACAUGGUUUUUCUGGUUGCUUCACAACAAUCCAGAAGUGGAAAAUGAGAUUUUGGAUGAGAUUAAACAGACAUCAGAAGCAACAGUUUAUGAGGAAGUGAAGGACUUGGUUUAUACUCAUGCUUCACUUUGUGAAAGCAUGAGAUUAUAUCCACCAGUCCCCGUCGACACAAAAUCAGCAGUGAAUCGUGAUGUUUUACCAGAUGGGACUGUGGUAGCGAAGGGUACAAGAAUAAGUUAUCAUCCCUACGCAAUGGGGAGGGUUGAGAAAGUGUGGGGGCCAGACUGGGAGGAGUUUCGCCCCCAGCGGUGGCUGGAGGAGGCAGUGGAGGAAUCUGAUAGAAAGUGGAGCUUUGUGGGCAAGGAUAACUUUACAUACCCGGUGUUUCAGGCUGGGCCAAGAAUUUGUUUGGGGAAGGACAUGGCUUUCUUGCAAAUGAAGAGGAUUGUUGCCGGUGUCUUGAGGCGUUUCAGGGUGGUACCGGCGCUGGAGAAAGGCAGUGAGCCGAUAUAUAUAUCGGAUUUCACUUCAAAAAUGAAGGGCGGUUUUCCUGUGAGAAUUGAAGAGAGGGACGUUGAUCUUCUCCAAAACUAG
Molecule: messenger RNA, 1347 nt
Organism: Fraxinus pennsylvanica
Lineage: Eukaryota; Viridiplantae; Streptophyta; Magnoliopsida; Lamiales; Oleaceae
Source: the annotation of a GenBank genome assembly